Messenger RNA from Hevea brasiliensis (rubber tree), 1053 nucleotides. Its product is annotated as rac-like GTP-binding protein 5. Gene Ontology annotation, molecular function: GTPase activity; GTP binding; protein kinase binding. The transcript has 7 exons. Gene Ontology annotation, biological process: small GTPase-mediated signal transduction; regulation of cell shape; establishment or maintenance of cell polarity. The record is from RefSeq and is a predicted model, not a curated record. Bases 208 to 732 code for a protein of 174 amino acids. NCBI's taxonomy places the organism in Eukaryota, Viridiplantae, Streptophyta, Magnoliopsida, Malpighiales, Euphorbiaceae. Gene Ontology annotation, cellular component: cell cortex; cytoplasmic vesicle; cell projection.
UAGCGCGUUGAAGAAAACUUUUUCUAUUUUUCUCUUCUUUUUGCCUCUCUGACAGCUCAAAUUAAAGUGAUUCCAAAAUCAUUUUCUCCCCCAACAAAAGGCUCUUAGAAAAUUUUGCUGCUUUUCUUUGGCCUUCUUCCUCUUUACCUCUUUCCUUGUAUUGUUUGUAAAGGAAAAAAAAUUAUAACCAGAAAAUUUCUCUUAGCAAUGACUGCUACAACAGCUACAGCAACCAAGUUUAUCAAAUGUGUAACGGUUGGAGAUGGAGCUGUUGGAAAGACUUGCCUUCUUAUCUCCUACACUAGCAACACCUUCCCUACCGAUUAUGUUCCCACUGUUUUCGAUAACUUCAGUGCCAAUGUUGUGGUUGAUGGGAAGACCGUGAAUCUGGGUCUCUGGGAUACUGCUGGUCAGGAGGAUUACAACAGGCUAAGGCCUCUAAGUUAUAGAGGAGCUGAUGUUUUCAUUCUUGCCUUUUCUCUCAUAAGUAGGCCUAGCUAUGAGAAUAUAUCAAAAAAAUGGGUCCCAGAGCUCAGACAUUAUGCCCCAUCAGUACCCAUUAUUCUUGUGGGGACUAAACUAGUGAGCACAUAUAUUUCUUUAAAUGGCAGAUCUGAGGGAAGAUCGACAAUUUCACUUAGAUUAUCCUGGGGCGUGCACCAUUUCUACAGAGCAGGGUAUAGAACUAAAGAAGCAAAUAGGAGCAUUGGCAUAUGUAGAAUGCAGCUCUAAGACACAGCAGAAUGUGAAGACUGUCUUUGAUGUUGCUAUCAAGGCAGUUCUCCAGCCUCCAAAGACCAAGAAGCAAAAGAGAAAACAGAGGUCUUGCCAUAUUCUCUAACUGAUUUCCUAUAAAUGCUGCUAAAAGUUUUCUAUUUUGUCAAUUCUUUUUCCUCCCCAUUUGAUGGUGUAUGUGCUGCCUUUUUAUUUUCAUUCUGUUACUUGAUCUGUUAGUAGACUGAUCCAAGUCUUACAUCCUAUUUAAUGGGAGCAUCUGGUGUUUCUGUGUUGUAUCUUUGGAAAUGAAAAACAAAAAAUGGUAGGUUUAAAAUA